UGCUGGUAGAGUUCCUCGACACUUAAUCCUAAGGGCUUACCACAACUUUCUCAGUGAUCUCUUGUCCUUUUGCCCUAAUAAUAUACAAAUACAAACACAAACACGACAUUUGUUGAAGAAUCGAGUUGGCUUAUCCUUGGACGGAACAAAACAUAUAUACUGACAACUAAAGAGUCGAGCCAGUAGUCCUCCUCUACGCUAGGAAACAUCAUAAAAAGUAAAACUAAGUGCCUCUUUGGAUACCCAAAUGUUCUUCUGUAGAGAAUUUACGAAGAAAUAAUUAGUCAUUUUGUUGUCCAUGGAAGGAGCUCAGAGGGUUUUGGUGAUCCAAGAUGCAUCAAGGGAAGUUAGUUCAAGUGCCAUCAAGUGGGCACUGCAUGGGUUAUCACUUAAGCCUGGAGAUAUGGUCACCCUUCUUGGUGUUCUUCACUUGGUCAAUACCCCUUUGGGAUACAAAAGCAGAACAGACAGUUCCAUGUUCGGAGUAAAUCAGAAUAUUGUUGACAGAGAAGUUACAGGGAAGAUAAAUGAGUAUGAAAAUCAUGGGGAACUCAAGGAGCUAUCCAAGCUGUAUGAAAUACAAAAGGUUGAGUUGAAGAUAGAGGUGGCUACAGGGCCUUCACCAAAGACAGUUGCUUUAAAGAUAGCUCAAGAUUUGAAGGCAACAUGGAUUAUACUUGACAGAACAAUGAAGAAAGACAGAAAAUACUUCCUCCGAAAGCUUUCGUGUGGGAUAUCAAGAAUGAAACGCAACAACAGCAUUGAACAGUUGAGAGGACCAAAAGAUUCAACAGAAGCCAAUCAAAAUGAAAGAGUACGCAACAUCUGUCUAUCUUAUGAUGAAAUAAUUCCCGGAUCCCUAGAGGAGCAAGAGUUUUUCAGCAUUGAACUUCUCCCUCCAAGGCAAACAGAAGUCAUUCAACCAAGCCAGGUUGAAGCACUAACACGGAGCAGCGGCGGAGAUGAAGUGGUGGUGGAAGAAUGGCAACCUGAAGUGAUAUUUCAAAAUUCAAUAUGUAACCUUUGCAAGAUUAGGCGACCGCAUAGUGGAUGGAUAAGGGACUUCACGUUUGAAGAACUUCAAGCUGCUACAGAUGAUUUUUCAGCAAAGAACACUAUAUAUGAAGGUGGAAUUGGUACUGCUUGCAGGGGUAAGCUAAGUAAUAAUCUGAAAAUUGUCGUCAAGCAACACAAAUCUUCAAGCCAUCAAGGAGAGAUGAAUUUCAAAUCAGCAGUCCAUCUGCUCAAGAAAGCUAGACAUGACAAUGUGCUCAUGCUACUGGGAUCCUGUACAGAACCAAGUGUCAGACUGCUUGUAUACGAGUAUGCAUGCAAUGGUUCAGUUAAUCAACACAUAUCAAAGCACUGCCCCUUACCUUUGACAUGGACAGAAAGGAUGAAGGUAGCAAUGGGUGCUGCUAGAGGUUUAGACUACCUGCAUAAGAACAACAUAAUUCAUGGAAACAUGAGAACAAGAAACAUUGCUCUAAAUCAUGAUUUUGAACCAAUGCUUGGAGAUUUCGGCCUCUCAACAGAAAAUCCAUCAGAUGAUAUAGAUUUUGAAACUGGAUACGUAGCCCCAGAAUAUCAAGAAAACAGGAAGCUUUCAACAAGGACAGAUGUCUAUGCCUUUGGCAUAGUCCUACUGGAGCUGAUCACUGGCAGGAAUGCUGCAGACAAGAAGCUAGGGGAGAAAGGUCUUGUGAAAUGGGCAAGGCCAUUUCUGAAAUACAAGAGGCUUCUUGAAAUACUUGACCCCAGAAUUGACAGCUCCCUUGAUUCUGAACAGCUUUACUGGAUUGGUCUAGUGACACAGAAAUGUCUCUGUGACAAUCCUAAGAAACGAUUAACCAUGGAUAAGGUGGCAUCUGCGCUAGAAUGCAUAACAGAGAGAAAAUCAUGCCAAUUGAUUCAAGAUCUUGCUGCAGCCAAAUCUUACUUCUACAGCACGUUUGAAUUCAAUGGAUUUCGAAGGUAUGAUAAAUCAUUUAAAAGAGACAGCUUCAGCGUAGAAAUAGACGAUGAAAGCCGAGCAAGCACAUCAUUUUCGCUUAAUUCAGCAAGUUUCAGUAGGAGCCCCACAAGUAGUGUGAAGAGUGACAAAAUGUGGAGAGAAAAAUCUGGAAAUGGAAUAUCACUGCGUUAUGCAGAAAUGCUUGACUAAACAUCAGUUGUAGUUUUUUUCAGUUUGAUUUGUAUUGAUACUUGAAUGCUCGUGGAGUAGUUCCGAAUUG
Populus trichocarpa (black cottonwood) is the source of this 2234-nucleotide messenger RNA. RefSeq names its product probable serine/threonine-protein kinase PBL18. Gene Ontology annotation, molecular function: protein kinase activity; ATP binding. Gene Ontology annotation, biological process: protein phosphorylation. NCBI's taxonomy places the organism in Eukaryota, Viridiplantae, Streptophyta, Magnoliopsida, Malpighiales, Salicaceae. The transcript is spliced from 9 exons. The coding region runs from base 299 to 2164 and encodes 621 amino acids. The record is from RefSeq and is a predicted model, not a curated record. Gene Ontology annotation, cellular component: plasma membrane.